Molecule: messenger RNA, 1620 nt
Organism: Zootermopsis nevadensis
Lineage: Eukaryota; Metazoa; Arthropoda; Insecta; Blattodea; Termopsidae
Gene: GXIVsPLA2
Product: phospholipase A2 group XII
Biological process (GO): arachidonate secretion; lipid catabolic process; phospholipid metabolic process
Cellular component (GO): extracellular region
Molecular function (GO): calcium ion binding; A2-type glycerophospholipase activity
Source: RefSeq, a predicted model, not a curated record
ACCUCGUCACGAAUGGAAGUCGGUGAAGGUGUAAGACGUGUUAAUUGAACUAUUUUUGGAAUUUGGACUUAUUCAUAUGAUGUGUUCCUGGUUUGUUACAAAAGUUGCACCUGAAGCUUCAUCUCAAUUCCCGAAUUGGCUUCAAUGGAGAUACCUAAGAUGAAAGUUUUCGUAUACGUUUUGACUUUCUUAGGUUAUGCUUGGAGUGGUUAUGGAGCCGGUAUAAUAAGCAAUUUGCGCGAUGCUGUGCUUGCCGCAGAACAUGUUUUUGGCGAUGUUUUUGAGAACAUCGUUACACUUGCUAAGAAGUUUAAAAUUGUUCAUGAAGUAUUUGAUGCAGCUGUAGAAGAGGAGUGUAAAUUUACAUGUCCAGACGAUGGUAGAGCAGUGAAAAAUAAGUACCACAAGCCAAGUAGUGAUGGUUGUGGCUCUCUUGGAUUGGAGAUUCCAACAGGAAAUCUGCCAAUGAGUGAGAUGACAGAUUGUUGUAAUGAUCAUGAUAUUUGUUAUGACACUUGCGGGCAAGAUAAGGAACAAUGUGAUUUUGACUUCAGGCGAUGUCUGUACAGGAUAUGUGAUAAAUAUGAGGCUACAGCUGGGAAAACAGUAGCAAAAGGGUGUAAAGCAGCAGCCAAGAUGUUGUUCACUGGCACAAUAACUUUAGGGUGCAAGUCGUAUAUAGAUAGCCAGAAGAAAGCUUGUUACUGUACGCCACGAAAGAAGAAAUACACCACAGGUGGCGAGUAUAGCGAGCUCUAGGAAGCCACGGACAGUUAGUGCAUGUUCUUAUUACGCAGUAUUUUGUUCCUUCCCUACUAACUUCGUCUCGUUGGUGACCACGUACGCAGUCAACAGAAUAAAGUUGUUGCCGAUGGGUGCUAUAUCGUCUUUUGCGUUCUUAUGUGCACGUGUCUAAAUACUGUAAAUACCAUACACAUAUGAGAUUGAAAUGUUUUGUAUUUACUACAGUUUAAUUACUUGUUUGUAGUGAUUUCAGGAUUGCUUAGUUGGUAAUGCGACUGGUUGUGAGGUUCGUGUUCCAGUUCCAAGUAGAGAUAGCGAUUUUUCUUUUUGACACGUACUGGCAGUUUUUUUUUUUCGUGGGGGACUUUGCGAUUUACACGAGACUUACUUUUGUAUGACACUUGUGCUUUCAAAUGUCAGUGUUAUGCAUAAUAAUUACUGAAAAUCAGCAUUGACAACUGAACAAACUUGCUUUUAUUUUCAAGGGUAACCUGAAACUGUAGUUGAUUUUAAAAGCUUCACUGCCGUGAGAACCUCAAAUCUCAUGCCUUGCCUCUUAUGUGAAAAUUACGUUACGCAGAAUCUGUAAUAAUGACUAGGCCGUAUUCAUGAAACCGGAGCGUACCGUGAGAUUGAUUUAGAGGCAGCUCUCUUCUGAUACAUGGCGGCUAGUGGAUCUUAAUUUUGUGUUGAGAUUAAAGGCUAAAAUAGUGAGUGUAAAAGCACAAAGUUUUAGUUAAUGUUAAUGUUUCAAACUUAAGAAAUGUGCAUUUAUGUGAUUUCUAACAUUGUAAUUUUUCAAAGAUAUUGACCGUUAUUGUAUCAUGUGAUGAUUAUUUUGAGUUUGCAAAAUAAAUAUAAAAAUUCUGUAUUGUU